Messenger RNA from Periconia digitata, 2484 nucleotides. The record is from the annotation of a GenBank genome assembly. Lineage: Eukaryota; Fungi; Ascomycota; Dothideomycetes; Pleosporales; Periconiaceae.
AUGUCCGCCAAGACUUUUGCGGGCCAAGGUUUAGCCGCGCCGCUAGGUACUGCAUGCUUCCUAGUUGCUGCUGGCCCUCUAAACUUUCUCAGGCGCGAUCUCUUCUCUUCUUCCGUCACGACUCUGCGAUCGAUUACCAGCGUACUGCAUCUCUACGGCUACCUGAAGCUCUACCUAUCCAGAAAAACGAAAAAAAACCUCAUAUUUCGAUCCCGCCGACCGGUUGCUGUCAAGAUGGAGAUUGCUUCCGCUGUCCGCAUCCCAUCGCCAGAACCCGAUCUUCCAGAGCCACCCCGCAAGCGCGACCGUUCACCCUACGAAGCUGGUCCAUCAAAACGAUCGCGACGGUCAGAGUAUGAUGAGGAUGGUGAGCCACCCAGAGAGUCAGAUCGUCCACGCGACAACGACCGACGGCGAGAUCGAGAGAACGGACGCAGACGCGAAAACGGCGGAGACCGACCAGCGGCAGAUGCUCCAGAAGACGACUCCCGCCUCAAGCUCUUCCAGAGCGCAUUCAGCUCGACGCGUAAACUCCCCGUCGAUGAUUCCAAGACACGCGCUGGCGGCGCAUACAUCCCUCCAGCAAGGUUGCGGGCCAUGCAAGCUGCCAUAACGGACAGAAAGACCCCAGAGUUUCAGAGAAUGGCCUGGGAGGCUUUGAAAAAGUCAAUCCAGGGCAUGAUCAACAAAUGCAAUGUUGCCAACAUUAAGCAGAUUGUGCCUGAGCUGUUUUCGGAGAAUUUGGUGCGUGGGCGAGGUCUUUUUUGCAGAUCAAUCAUGAAAGCGCAGGCUGCGAGUUUGCCAUUCACGAACAUUUACGCCGCGAUGGUGGCAAUUGUGAACACGAAGCUUCCGCAGGUGGGAGAUUUACUUGUUCGGAGGUUGAUUAUCCAGUUCCGGAAGUCGUUCAGGCGCAACGAUAAGGCGGUGGCGGUAGCGAGCUCAACAUUUUUGUCACAUCUGGUUAACACACAAGUUGUCCACGAGGUUCUCAUUGCCGAAAUUCUGAUGCUCCUUCUCAACAAACCAACGGACGAUAGCGUGGAGAUAGCAGUGGGCAUCAUGAAGGAGGUAGGCCAGUUUAUGGAGGAAAUGAACGCCGCAAUUGCCAACGUCAUAUUCGACCAAUUUCGGAAUAUCCUGCACGAAUCCGAUAUCGACAAGCGCACGCAAUAUAUGAUCGAAGUUCUAUUUCAGGUCAGGAAAGACAAAUACAAGGAUAAUCCGGCUAUCAAGGAAGAGUUGGAUUUGGUGGAGGAAGAGGAUCAGCAUACCCAUCGACACGAGUUGGAGGAUGAGAUGAAGGUAGAGGACGGCUUGAACAUUUUCAAGUACGAUGCGGAGUACGAAGAGCACGAGGCGCAGUACCAAAAAUUGAAGGCUGAGAUUUUGGGUGAAGAAGAAGGGAGCGACGCUGAAUAUACAGAUGCUUCAUCUGAUGACGAGGAUGACGAAGAAGAGAAAGCCAUGGAUGUCAAAGAUCAGACGAACGCGGAUCUCAUCAGUUUGCGCCGUAACAUAUAUCUCACGAUCCAAAGCAGCGGCCAAUUCGAGGAGUGCGUUCACAAGCUUAUGCGCAUCGACCUGCCGCACGGGCAAGAAAAGGAGCUUACUAGCAUGAUCGUGGAGUGCGCCAGUCAAAAACCUACCUACGAGAAGUUUUUCGGGAUGGUUGGAGAGCGAUUCUGCAAGCUCAAUCGCAUGUGGACAGAUCUUUUCGAAGAAGGCUUCAUAAGCUACUACGAAACAAUUCACCGCCUGGAGACAAAUCGGCUGCGCAUUGUUGCUCAAUACUUUGCGCAUCUGCUUUCCAGCGAUGCUAUUGGUUGGCACGUAUUUAUGGCCAUCAAACUGAACGAGGAAGACACGACUUCCAGUUCCCGUAUCUUCAUCAAAAUUCUGUUCGAGGAACUCAUGGCAACAAUGGGCCAGAAAGUGGUGGUCGAAAGACUCAAGGAUCCUAUGCUCCAAGAGAGUCUCACAGGCAUCUUCCCCACAGACGACCAAACCAAGACACGUUUCUCGAUCAACUUCUUCACAGCAAUCGGAAUGGGUGUAUUGACCGAAGGCAUGCGCGAGUUUCUCACGAACAACGUGCCCCCACCUGCUGCAGUGCGUGCGGCAGACGACGAUUCGGACUCGGACAGCGUAUCCUCGCGCUCAUCAUACUCCUCAUACUCUUCCCGGUCUCGUUCGCGCUCUCUAUCGCGUUCGCGUUCUAUAUCACGCUCGCGCUCACGCUCACGCUCAAGGGGUCGCUCAUACACACCGUCCCGGUCUCGAAGCCGCUCUCGCUCAUCACGGUCCCGAAGCCGAUCGUAUACACCACCCGCCCGGUCUCGAGCCCGCUCGUAUACGCCUCGGUCUCGCAGUCGAUCAUACUCAUCACGGUCGCGUUCGCGUUCGCGAUCCCGCUCUCGCUCUCGCUCUCGCUAUCGAAGUCGUUCAUACUCUUCUCGCUCACGAAGCCGGUCUCGCAGCUAA